GAACUUGUCGUUUUAAUAUCACAACCUGUGUCUUUCUGUGCUUGUGACAACCGCUCUCCUCACAGGGACAAGAACAGGAAGGGAGAAUGUCACCAGCACACCGAGGAUCAUCAAUAUGGGUCCAAAAGUUUUAAUGAACGAUCACAUAGUUAUAGCAAGGCAACGUUUCAGAGUCUCACAGGACCCCUUCAUCAGGCAUCAGGCACAUACCUGAUGAAGGGGUCCUGUGAGUCUCUGAAACAUUGCCUUGCUGUAACUAUGUGAUCGUUCAUUAAA
Staurois parvus is the source of this 276-nucleotide messenger RNA. Lineage: Eukaryota; Metazoa; Chordata; Amphibia; Anura; Ranidae. The record is from the annotation of a GenBank genome assembly.